Molecule: messenger RNA, 489 nt
Organism: Orycteropus afer afer
Lineage: Eukaryota; Metazoa; Chordata; Mammalia; Tubulidentata; Orycteropodidae
Source: RefSeq, a predicted model, not a curated record
AUGGAAAGAUCCUCUAUGAAAGUGAUGAACACAGUCAGUGUGGGAAAAGCUUCAGCCAUGUUCCAGAUCUGGCUGUGGUACAGAGGAACCCUCCGGAGGGAAAUUAACAGUGGAGAGAGGCCCUAUGAAAGCCAGGAAUGUGGAAAAUCACUUAGUCAGUCUUCAAACCUUUCUGUACAUAAACAAUUUCACAGUGGAAGGAGGCCCUAUGAAUGUAAGGAAUGUGGGAAAGCAUUUAGCCAGGCCUCAUACCUCUUACAACAUAAAAGCAUUCACAAUGGACAGAGGCCCUAUCAAUGUAACGAAUGUGGGAAAGAAUGUGGGAAGGCAUUUAGUCACUCUGCACACCUCUCUAGACAUAAAAGAGUUCACAGUGGAGAGAGGCCCUAUGAAUUAGGAACCAGCCAGAAUGAUAACUUCGCCCUUUAUCGUCAAAAAAGGCUACAAUGUCAGGCAGGAGCAUUGCUGGCCAGGCGGGUGUAUGAUUAA